AUGAGUGAAGACAUUCUACAUCGUUUGCGCAUUGCGAAUCAAAAUUCGGACAUUCAAUUCACUCCAAACGUGUAUAAUGAGGCAUUGAUUUUGAUUGAAGAUAUAUGUUUGGCAAUUACUAACAAGGCACUGGUGCAACUGGGAAUGCCUGAUCCAAACCGACCAGCGAACAACCUUUUCGAUCGUGAUUUGCAACGAGAAACACACUUUGAUACUGUCGAAUUGGGGACAUUUGUUCAGAUAAAUCUUCCGCAGUUGAUUCCAGAACAACGCAUUGCGUAUGACAGAAUUAUGCGUGCCAUUACAGAACAGAGUGGUGGACUAUUUUUCCUAGAUGCGCCUGGUGGUACAGGGAAGACUUUUCUUCUUUCACUCAUUCUGGCAACCAUACGAUCACAAAAUAAUAUUGCACUGGCCAUUGCAUCAUCUGGAAUUGCGGCAACUCUUUUGGAUGGUGGCCGAACAGUGCAUUCAGCAUUGAAACUGCCGUUGAAUUUGCAAAACACUGAGACACCAACAUGCAACAUCAGUAAAAACUCUGGAAUGGGCAAAUUACUCCAAACGUGUAAAAUUAUCAUAUGGGACGAAUGUACAAUGUCUCACAAGAAAGCAUUGGAAGCAAUUGAUCGUACACUGCGAGAUUUGAGAGGAAACGAACAGAUCUUUGGUGGCGCACUCAUUUUAUUGUCUGGUGAUUUUCGACAAACGCUGCCGGUUAUACCACGUUCAACACCCGCUGACGAACUUAAUGCAUGUCUCAAAUCAUCAGUUUUAUGGCGCCAUAUACAGAAAUUGAUUUUGAAAACCAACAUGCGUGUACAACUACAACAGGAUGCAUCGGCUGAAAAUUUUGCAAAACAAUUGAUGGAUAUUGGAAAUGGGCGAGUGCAAAUUGAUGAAUCUACGCAAUGUAUCACCUUGCCAGCAAACUUCUGUAAGAUCACAAAAAGCAUAGAUGAAUUGGUGCAAAAAGUUUUUCCAAACAUUGCACAAAGCUACAAAAAUCUUCAGUGGCUCAGUACGCGUGCUAUAUUAGCAGCCAAAAAUAUCGAUGUCAAUACCAUUAACUUCAAUAUUCAGAAUGGAAUACCUGGCGAAACAACAAUAUAUAAGUCCAUCGAUACUGUGGUGAAUCAAGACGAAGUUAUCAACUAUCCAACUGAAUUUUUGAAUUCGCUUGAUUUGCCAGGCAUGCCACCGCACGUUCUUAUAUUGAAAAUUGGCGUACCCAUCAUUCUUCUUCGAAACAUAAAUCCACCACGACUUUGUAACGGAACCAGACUCUCAGUCAAGAAAAUGAUGAACAAUGUUAUCGAGGCAACAAUUUUGACUGGAAAAUUCAAAGGUGAAGACGUACUGUUACCACGUAUCCCAAUGAUCCCAACAGAUAUGCCAUUCGAAUUUAAACGUUUGCAGUUUCCGGUGCGACUCGCUUUCGCAAUAACUAUCAACAAAGCACAAGGACAAUCGUUGCAAGUAUGUGGAUUGAAUUUGGAGAAUCCAUGCUUCUCACAUGGGCAGCUCUAUGUGGCUUGCUCACGCGUUGGAAAACCUUCUGAUUUAUUUGUUUACGCACCAGAUGGAAAAACAAGAAAUAUUGUGUAUCCCACAGCCCUUCAAUAA
Molecule: messenger RNA, 1623 nt
Organism: Homalodisca vitripennis (glassy-winged sharpshooter)
Lineage: Eukaryota; Metazoa; Arthropoda; Insecta; Hemiptera; Cicadellidae
Product: ATP-dependent DNA helicase pif1-like
Exons: 1
Coding region: 1-1623 (540 amino acids)
Biological process (GO): telomere maintenance; DNA repair
Molecular function (GO): DNA helicase activity
Source: RefSeq, a predicted model, not a curated record